Molecule: messenger RNA, 3477 nt
Organism: Morchella importuna
Lineage: Eukaryota; Fungi; Ascomycota; Pezizomycetes; Pezizales; Morchellaceae
Exons: 3
Coding region: 1-3477 (1158 amino acids)
Biological process (GO): intracellular calcium ion homeostasis; calcium ion transmembrane transport
Cellular component (GO): plasma membrane
Molecular function (GO): ATP hydrolysis activity; ATP binding; P-type calcium transporter activity
Source: RefSeq, a predicted model, not a curated record
AUGGUCAACCCCACUUCCCUUUCCGCCUCCCCCGCCGCCUCCCCCUCCACCCUCCAGCACAGCUCUGGCGUCAACCAUACUUCGAUUGCGGACGAAGGCUGUAACGAUGAUCCCCCGCCUAUACUUUCGCCUCCUGUCGGUAACUCGGCAGGAGGCGUCCCUUCAAACCUGCCAGAUGACCGUUCUGGCUCGAGCUCAAAUACUAUUCCGAAUACCUCAUACUUGACUCCCGGAGGUAGCAAUGGUAGCAACAACACCACCACCUCUGUUGGUGGUCACCCAGGAAGCAGGGUUUACGAUUAUGGCUUCUCGGGUAAACCUUUGCCUGCGACUGCCGCGUCUAGCCCUAUCUACGAUUCGACCCCGAGUGGACAGAGCUCCACAACAGCUGUAAAUACAAUUACAGCUAACUCUACAGUCGGUUCGUUCGAUGGGGUAGCCCCACACGCGGCCAGCGUCGAAGCGGUUUCUUCGCUUCUCAAGGUCGAUCUGAAGAACGGAUUGACGACCCAGGACGCAAAGGCAAGGUUAGAAAAAGAUGGAAUGAAUAGCCUUACCAGCGACAAGGGAGUCACUUGGUACAGUGUACUACUCAGACAGGUCUCAAACAGUUUGACAUUGGUUCUGUUGAUUGCUAUGGCUGCAUCAUACGGAAUGUUCGACUUCAUUGAGGGUUCAGUUAUCACUGCUGUCAUUGUCCUGAACAUUGUCAUUGGUUUUGUUCAGGACUGGAAGGCGGAAAAGACCAUGCAAUCUUUGCAGUCUCUCUCUGCUCCCAUCGCGUCUGUCAUCCGUAACAACGGCCAUGUUGAAAAGAUCAAAGCCGAAGAAAUCGUUCCGGGUGACAUUGUCAAAAUUGUUGUUGGCGAUGUUGUCCCUGCAGAUCUUAGGCUCUUUGAGGGCAUGAACUUUGAGACCAACGAAGCUUUGCUUACCGGUGAGAGUUUGCCGGUCGCCAAAACUCCUCUCAUGACCUUACCGCAUGCCGACUUUCCCCUUGGAGAUCGUACCAAUAUGGCUUACGCCUCAUCCACCGUCUCCAAGGGACGUGCUGUUGGUAUUGCGGUUGCUACUGGUAUGAAUUCCGAAGUUGGAAAGAUCGCCGAACUCUUGAGAGGAAAGCGUGACGAGGACGCUGGAAAGGGCUUCUUCGGAAAAGCUUUUGGAAAGUUCAAGCGUGGAGGAAAGAAUAUCCUUGGUCUUGUUGGGACCCCCCUUCAAGUCAAGUUGAGCAAGUUCGCCCUUCUUUUGUUUGGAUUUGCCAUCUUACUGGCUAUCAUUGUGUUCUCUGCGGCUAAGUGGAAAAUCACCGAUGAGGUUCUUAUCUACGGUAUCUGUGUCGCUGUUGCUGUCAUCCCUGAAUCUCUUAUCGCUGUCUUGACGAUCACUAUGGCUGUCGGCACAAAGACCAUGGCGAAAGGCCAUGUCAUUGUACGCAAGAUGCAAGCUCUUGAGGCAGUCGGUGGUGUAACCAACAUCUGUUCAGACAAGACCGGAACCCUGACCCAAGGAAAGAUGAUUGCUCGCAAGGCUUAUAUUCCUGGUCUUGACGGCAUGUUGACUGUCAACGGUGCAUCUUCUCCAUUCGACCCCAAUUCUGGAAACUGCACCAUCGGCGACACAGUCAUCGAUGGAGGUUUUGUCGCAAAGGCACCUGCAUUGGAGAAAUUCCUUGAUGCUAUUGCCCUUUGUAAUCUUUCGGUCGUCAGGCAAAACGAGGAUACAUCAAUCUCUUCCGAGAAGCCUGCUGGUACCUGGAGCGCUGAUGGUGAACCCACUGAAAUCUCUCUGCAAGUCCUUGCCAUGAGAUUCAACCAUGGGAAGCCAGAUCUUAUUGCAAGUGGCAAUUGGGAGCAGCUUGCUGAACAUCCCUUUGACUCCACCAUUAAGCGUAUGAGCGUUGUCUACAAGAACACCGGCAGCAACACCGUCGAAGCUUUCAUGAAGGGAGCUGGCGAGGUUGUUAUCCCUACCUUGAACCUCCCUGAAUCUGAAAAGGCCGAGAUCAUGAACUUGGUCGAGCGUCUUGCCGGUGAAGGUCUCCGUGUUCUCUGUACCGCUCACAAGACUCUACCUUCCAGCGAGAAGAGCGUGAUUGAUAACCGCGCUUCUGUUGAAAGUGGCAUGAGCUUUGUUGGACUUGUUGGACUCUAUGACCCUCCUCGUUUGGAGACCUUCGAUGCUGUUCGCAAGUGCAAGGUCGCUGGUGUCAAGGUUCACAUGUUGACCGGAGACCAUAUCAGAACUGCCACUGCUAUUGCUCACGAAGUUGGAAUUUUGUCUCCUGCUAUCCCGGCUUCGCAAGCCAACACGAUUGUUAUGACUGCUGGACAAUUUGACGCGAUGAGCGAAGAGGAUAUCGACAGACUCGAGGCUUUGCCAUUGGUUAUCGCCCGUUGCUCUCCUGCCACCAAGGUCCGCAUGGUUGAGGCGCUUCACAGACGUGGUGCCUUCUGUGUGAUGACUGGUGACGGUGUCAAUGAUUCACCCGCUUUGAAGAGAGCAGAUGUCGGUAUCGCCAUGGGUCUCAGCGGCAGUGAUGUCGCAAAGGAUGCUUCGGACCUUGUAUUGACUGACGACAACUUUGCCUCCAUCGUCCGCGCUGUUGAGGAAGGGAGACGUCUGUUUGAUAACAUCCAGAAGUUCAUCAUGCAUCUUCUCAUCUCUAACAUCUCCCAAGUUGUCCUUCUUCUCAUUGGUCUCGCCUUUGCCGACUCAUCAGGUGUCUCCGUCUUCCCUCUGUCACCUCUUGAGAUUCUCUGGGUCAACAUGAUCACGUCUUCGUUCCUUGCCCUCGGAUUAGGUCUCGAAGAGGCUCAGCCCGACAUCAUGACCCGCCCCCCUCACGAUCUACGCGCCGGAGUGUUCACAUGGGAGGUCAUCAUCGAUAAGAUGAUCUACGGUGUCUUCAUGGGCGUCCUCUGCCUCGUCUCCUUCGUCAUCGUCAUCUACGGCUACGGAAACGGCAAUCUCGGCCACGGCUGCAACCACGCCUUCAACGACACCUGCGUCGACGUGUUCCGCGCUCGUGCCACCGUCUUUGCCGUCCUCUCGUUCCUCCUGCUCCUGACCGCCUGGGAGGUGAAGCACUUCUCGCGCUCGCUCUUCAACCUCGACCCGGCGCGCCACCGCGGCCCCUUCAGCAUCAUCCACACGCUAUGGUACAACCAGUUCCUCUUUUGGGCCGUUUUUGCCGGCUUCGUCAUCACGUUCCCUGUCAUCUACAUCCCGACCUUUAACACCGUGGUGUUCAAGCAUAUGGCUAUCACCUGGGAGUGGGGUGUCGUCGUGGGAUGCUCCGCCACAUAUCUCGCCCUCGUGGAGAGCUGGAAGGCGAUCAAGAGGUGGAAGAAGAUUGGCUCGGCAAAGUUUCUCAACAGGGUACAGGCCGAUCUCGAGGAGGGCCUUGAGAGCGGUGUUGCCAGUGGGAGGAGCAGCAGGAGUGGCACAAUCGUGGAGGAUCAGACAAAAAUGUAA